Molecule: messenger RNA, 387 nt
Organism: Spirometra erinaceieuropaei
Lineage: Eukaryota; Metazoa; Platyhelminthes; Cestoda; Diphyllobothriidea; Diphyllobothriidae
Source: the annotation of a GenBank genome assembly
AUGGCCACCUCGAUCAUCGGCGGAUGCACUUCCAGUCGCGUGUAUCCACAACCACCGCCCACGAACUUCUCUUCGUCGAUGACUGCGCCCUCAACACCACAUCGGGAUGGGAGCAUGGAUCCCUUAUGCGCCGCCUGCGGCAUCUUCGGCCUGAUCAACACAGAGAAGACGCUGGUCAUGCACCAACCGCCACCCAACGCUGCCCACAAUACGCCGCAAAUCAGCGUGGACGGAACCCACCCACAAGUCGUGGACAACUUCACGUACCUGAACAUCACCCUCUCCCGCAGCAACAAAAUCGACGAUUUUCGGAUUUUCGAGGCCAGUCAAGCCUUCGAUCGUCUUCAAAACAGGUUGAAAUCGUUACGGUCUCUAACUCUGCACUAA